Messenger RNA from Brettanomyces bruxellensis, 1059 nucleotides. RefSeq lists its product as uncharacterized. The record is from RefSeq and is a predicted model, not a curated record. Lineage: Eukaryota; Fungi; Ascomycota; Pichiomycetes; Pichiales; Pichiaceae. The transcript has a single exon. Gene Ontology annotation, biological process: retrograde vesicle-mediated transport, Golgi to endoplasmic reticulum. Bases 1 to 1059 code for a protein of 352 amino acids.
AUGGGAUUGACAGCUGCUGAACGUAGAAGAAUUCUUCGGGAACGGAGAGCCAAGAGACUUGCUUCAAAUGCUUCUGAUAGACUUAAAAAAAUUGCGGGUCUGAAUGGGUCGGAAGUUACCGGUACGGCGGUUGCUGAACAAGAGGUUUCUGAGCAAAAUGGUAAAGAUUCUAAGAACGAGUCAGAUCUAAAUGAAAGUGUUGGAAGAAACGGAAGUUUGGAUACGGAACAUACAGAAGGAGAAUUCGUGCUUCCUGAUCUAUCCAAACUCAAUGUGGCUGACCCAUUGCAUAGGAACUCAUCGGAGGAAGAUAACGUGAUUGACGAUGAGAUCGAUGAAACAGAUAUGGAUAAACUGAUGCAAAACAUUUUUAGUAAAAUGGAACAUUCAAAGCAGCACUCAGAUGAUUCUUCUUUGCCUUCAUUGCUUCCUGAUGAUUUUAUGAAGACUAUGUCAUCGAUGUUAAAGCAGUCGGCAAAGAAUGGUGGACAAGGGCAGUUACCCGAUCUUGCAAGCAAAAUCCAAGCUGAAUCGCAUGAAAGUUCUGUGAAGAGUGCUACACAAACAAAAUAUGAGAAUGACAUGAAGCGCUAUACUGAAUAUGAGAUUACAAGAAUCAAUGUAUAUUUCACUCUAUUUCGCUUUCUUGCGAUAAUAGCUAUAAUUACUAUUCAUGUUGCAGGGUAUACAGACUAUACAGCUUCAUUUGAAAACUUAAGACCAUCAUUUCAAGAUAAUAAGCACUCUUUUUGGUCUCGUUUUCAAUUCUGGUCUAAUGGGGAUAUGAUUUUGCGGGACGCUAGAUCCAGUAGAUUCUGGACAUACUUUAUGACGUUGGAAGUUAUAGCCUCAAUGUUAUAUUACUCAAUUCGUUCAAGGUUACCCGAAUCUAGCCCGCAGAUAAUAACCAUGCUUAUAGGUUUUAUUCCUUCUCGUUUCCAAGGAUUAGCUCAUACUGCUACCCGCCAAUUUGACGUCUUAUUGCGUUUUAUCACCGACCUUGCAUUUGUUAUAGUAGUUAUGGGAUUACUAACAUACUUUUUUGAGAAAAAUAACUGA